UUGAUUUGAAGAGUCCAGCUGACAGAGAAUCCACCACAUCUUUCAGCUCUUGCCAAGUAUCUGCUCAGUGGUCUAGUGAGGUGACUGAAACAUGAGGGCCUUGAGAGAGACUUUAUUUGGAAGUUCAGAACUUGGCAGCUGAGAUUGCCUUGUCUAAAACUUUAAUUAGCAAGUUUACAAUUUGGAGCUUCACUGUUGUGCUGGGUAGAACUGAUCAAUCCAGCUCCAACUGGCCUCAACAGCUCAAGUUCUUGCUCAGGAUGGAUGGCCACCUCAGGGCCUGUGUGGUGCUGCACUGUGAAUCUGAAUGGAGAAUGCAUUACUUCAAGGACUCCAUACUCAAAUGAAUCACUAAUGAAAGAGCAUUGGAGUCCUGAAAAGAAGCAGAGACUGGAACAAGUUUAACACUCAACUUGAAGGUCAAUUUAAAGUUUGCUGUCUUUCUUACAAUGGAAAGGCUGGUUAUGUAUCUAUUGGUUAUUAGCACUGCUGUGAAGGCUAUGAUGUGUCCAAAGCGGUGUAUGUGUCAAAACCUAUCUCCAUCCUUCACCAUCCUCUGUACGAAGACUGGGCUUCUCUUUGUGCCCCCCAGCAUUGACAGGAGAACAGCAGAACUAAGAUUAAUGGAUAACUUCAUCACCACACUUAGAAGAAAGGAUUUUGCAAACAUGACAAACCUUAUUCACUUGACACUAUCAAGAAAUACAAUAAGUCAAAUCAUGCCUUAUGCAUUUUUUGAUCUUAAAGGCCUUCAUGCAUUACAUUUGGAUAGUAACAGACUGACGUGUAUCAAUGAGGAUCAUUUCAAAGGUUUAAUUAAUCUUCGCCACUUAAUACUCAGUAACAAUCAAUUGAACUUUAUUUCUCCUGGAUCUUUAGAUGACUUUAUUGAAACACUUGAGGACCUGGAUCUAUCAUAUAAUAAUCUUGUUAAUAUUCCUUGGGAUACAAUUGGAAAGCUUUCUAAUGUCAAUACAAUCAGUUUGGAUCACAAUCUCAUUGAGUUUGUUCCAGAAGGAAUCUUCUCAAAUCUUCACAAACUUGCUCGAUUGGACAUGACAUCCAACAAAUUGAAAAAAAUUCCCCCUGAUCCCCUCUUCUCCAGAAUCCCUGUGUAUGCUAAAUCUAAAGGGUCUCCAUUGUCCUCUCUGGUGCUUAGCUUUGGAGGGAAUCCUCUACACUGCAACUGUGAGUUAGUGUGGCUGAGACGCCUUACCAGAGAAGAUGAUCUAGAAACAUGUGCCUCACCACCAGAAUUGAUGGGCAAGUACUUUUGGUCCAUUAAAGAGCAGGAGUUUGUCUGUGAACCUCCAAUGAUAACACAUCGAACGCCAAAACUGGUGGUUAUGGAGGGCCAAAGUGUCUCUUUGAAGUGCAAAGCAGUCGGUGACCCGGAUCCCUAUGUUCGCUGGAUUUCCCCCGAGGGGAAGUUGGUCUCCAAUACAUCUAGGACAAUCUCCUAUGAGAAUGGAACUUUGGAUAUUUUGACUACUUUUUUGACAGAAAAAGGUACAUUUACCUGUAUAGCAUCAAAUGCUGCAGGAGAGUCUACAGCUUCUGUUGAACUUGUUGUUAAUCCUUAUCCUCAUCUUGCUAACAGUACCAACUGUGACAAAGAUGCUGAGUCUGGGCCUUCAGACAUUCUUAUAUCUGGUAAAUCAAGUUUCCCUAAUGAAACUAAAGCUCAGCAAGAGAAGAAGGUUGUGGUUGCUGAGCUGACCUCAUCCUCUGCUCUCAUACAGUGGCCUUCCCAGCAUCAUAUCCCUGGAAUACGAAUGUACCAGAUUCAGUAUAACAGCUCUUCUGAUGAUAUACUAGUUUACAGGAUGAUCCCGGCCAUUAGCAAAUCCUUCUUCCUGGCUGAUCUGGUUGCAGGACGUGAGUAUGACCUUUGUGUUCUCGCUGUUUAUGAUGAUGGACUGACAUCUCUAACUGCAACCAGGGUGAUUGGGUGUGUGCAGUUCACCACACAGGAAGAAUAUAAGCAGUGCCGCUCUCUUCAUGCCCAGUUUCUUGGAGGAACCAUGAUCAUCAUUAUUGGUGGAAUAAUUGUGGCUUCCGUUCUUGUUUUCAUCUUCAUUCUUCUCAUGAAGUAUAAAGUCUACAACAACCACCACAAAAAUAAAAAUACUAAAGUUAUUAAUGUCUGCUCUCAGACCAAUGGUAGUCAGAGUGGGUCAAUGGCUCAUUCUGGUUCCAAACUCACAGAGAGAUGGGAAAGUUUACAUCAGGAAUGCUCAGGAACUUCCAUCAAAGGCAAAACUGUUGUAGAUUUGGAUUGUGAACAAAUGACUCUUACUGACACAACCUUUUUAACAACUGAAGCGUUAUCUCAAUAGCAAUGUGACAAAGCAGGACACACCACACGAGCCAAGGUGGUAUCGCUUAAAAGAUUUUAAUGCAAGUGGUUGUAUUUUAAGCUUCACUACUAUUGUCUAUUUUUAAGAUCAAAUGGUUUAAAAAUAUUUUUUUAAUCUGUAAAACAGGUCCUGCAUUCUUAACUAUUUUUGUUUCAAUAUAUUAAAUAUAAAGUGUGUGAUUUACAAGAUUUUUUUUUACUGUUUCUUUUAUAGCAUACACUUGUGGUAUUGAAUCAGAAGCAUAACUAUAUUCUGACUUGGUUUGUCUUUAGUAAAAAUGCACUAUUCAUUCAUUCAGUUACCAACUGGCAGCAAGACCAACUCUCAGGAACCUCAAACUUCUCUGAUAGUUGAGUCAUUUACCAGUUCAACUACCAAGCUGUUAAUGAGCAAUGAAAUGUUAUAAAAAGUUCUCAGCUUGUUAAUCCUGAGAUGUUCAUCAGUCUAUGUGCAUUGUAUAUACAUGUCAUCCACAAAAGAAAAAACUAAAGGUUCCUCUGUGGACAAAAUACUACUCCAAAUAAGGAAAAGAAAAUUGAAGGAUUUUGACAUCAUCUCGCACUAUUCAGUGGUACGGAAUUGCUGGCAUAUAUUGUUUGCUUUGUAAAGGCUGAUAUUAUUCAAGACUGUGCCUUGAAGACCCUUCUCUUUCUUUUCAGUUAGGUUUACCUCACCGUAGACAGGGAGGAGCUCCCACUUUUAUCCUUCCUAAUUUAAGUCUCCAGAAAGCUACUUAAAUUAGAAAUGGCGUGUUGUGCACAUCUUUGCCAAACUGGAAACUGUGUACUAGUCUCCCACGCUCAAAUUGUGUCAAGUGUCAACCAAGUUAAUCUGUCUCUUUUUGGUAUGUUUUUAGAGGGAGGACCCACAACUUAAAGCUCUCCUCUCCCAACAUGCAUUGCACUAUCUCACUGUGUGGCACUGCAUCUUCAGAUAACAUUGAUAACCAAUCUCUUAUUUCUGUAGUACUGCAUGAAGCAUAAUGUAAUUGGCCAAAGGAUUAACUGUGUAAAUGUUUAUGUGCAAUUCAUUUUAACAAUUCAUAUUUAAUAAUUAAAUCUUCUUUUUGUUUAAAGGGGUACUGUCAGGUCAAAAUGAGUCCCCAAAUCAGGUUUUUGUAAUGACUUUCUACAAAACCUAAGAGCAAUCCAUGAGUUUAAAUAAAUUGUUGAAUUAAA
Chelonoidis abingdonii (Abingdon island giant tortoise) is the source of this 3538-nucleotide messenger RNA. RefSeq names its product leucine-rich repeat and fibronectin type III domain-containing protein 1-like protein. Gene Ontology annotation, cellular component: presynaptic active zone membrane; cell surface. Lineage: Eukaryota; Metazoa; Chordata; Testudines; Testudinidae. The record is from RefSeq and is a predicted model, not a curated record. Gene Ontology annotation, molecular function: protein binding.